Molecule: messenger RNA, 138 nt
Organism: Symbiodinium pilosum
Lineage: Eukaryota; Dinophyceae; Suessiales; Symbiodiniaceae
Source: the annotation of a GenBank genome assembly
AUGCGCAGGCGCUGCAGGAAACGGCUGCCAGAACUGUACGCGGAGCACAGCAGCUCUUUGGCAACCUCACCGGUUGGGUCAGGGAGGCGCAAACGGCGGUCGCUGAUUCUUUUGCUGGGCUUGCAGAGGAGGGUGUAG